UUUGGUACAAACUGCACAAAAAUGGAUGACAAUGUUGAAAAUUUAAAUAUACAAACUAAUUAGUUCUGCGAUAUCCGUUCAAGUGUAACAAACGCUGCACACACGCAUGAAAUGUAGAAUUUCUGGUUACAAUAUUAAUUAGGUGAAAUGAUAGCAAGAAUAAUCGUGCCCCUAUUUUCGACCUUGCUUGCGGUCGCCGAUUAAGACUCCGGGUCGUAACGUGGCGAGAGUAAUUUUUAUCAGUUUUCUCUUGGCGAUUCUCGGUAAAUAAAUCAUAACCGUGCCGCAUUGAGUUACAAGUAUCGUUACUAGUAAGAAUGCCGGAGUUUUCGCGUCGUCGUACCAUGCGUAUAUUUCGCUUGGGGUUGCUAAGUCUGUUUUGCGUCUUGAUUUCGGCGGAAUUAACCAGUGCUAAAGGUGGGCACGGUGGGCACGGCGGGCACGGCGGGCACGGUGGUAGCCACAGUAGCCAUGGAGGAGGCUUUCACGGUGGCAGUAGUCAUGGGGGAUCGCACAUCAGCUCCCAUGGAUCUUUCCAUGAAUCUUCCCAUGGAUCAUCAGACGAUUUCACGGGUUCAUCUGGAUCGAUUCACCAUCAUUCAUAUGGUUUCCAUGGGCGCAAUACCCUGAUAUCCUCGGGCCACGGCCAAAAUAAUUAUGCCGCUAAUCCCGCCACAGUUACGAGUACGGAACCUCCGGCUAAGAAACGUCGCAUCUCUUGGAAGUUUGGACACUUUGACGAUCCGCAGGUGCCACCCACGUCCUUGGUAUUCGCCUCGGCGCAGCGGGAAAACGAAAAAAUUCAUCAUCAGGAUAAGUCGGUGGAUAAUAAGGGAAAAAUGCCGGACUGGGCCGGCUCGGCUUACAAUCGCAAAUUAUUGCUCCCCUCCCAGCGCGAUUAGGUGAUGGCACUGCUCUGGAGGACAAGGAGGAGGGACAGAGCCAUCGGUAGUUGGAUCGCUGAACUGAUAUAAUGAUCACCGGAUGUUGACCUCCUGACCGAGGCGCUAUUUUUUGAAAUCGUAUCUGUCUAAGCUGCAGAGAAAUGAAUAUUGUGGCAAAAUUGGUAGAAUCGUUAUGUGGUAUGCGACAUCCAACUUCAUAUCCACAUACUGCAAUAAUGGAUAUAUUUAAUUAAUUUUAUCACACAUAGUAGUAACUGCUUAAAUAUUGUACUAAUAUAAUGGUAUACAUA
Molecule: messenger RNA, 1195 nt
Organism: Athalia rosae (coleseed sawfly)
Lineage: Eukaryota; Metazoa; Arthropoda; Insecta; Hymenoptera; Athaliidae
Exons: 3
Coding region: 318-902 (194 amino acids)
Source: RefSeq, a predicted model, not a curated record